Messenger RNA from Cuscuta campestris, 1511 nucleotides. Lineage: Eukaryota; Viridiplantae; Streptophyta; Magnoliopsida; Solanales; Convolvulaceae. The record is from the annotation of a GenBank genome assembly.
GCUCAAAAAAGUCUCUCUCCCGUCAAAGCACUGUGGGGGAAGAAAAAAGGGGGAAUUUUUAGAGAGAGAAACUAGAGAGAGAGAGAGGGAAAGAAGAGGGAGUUCGUUUUUGGGUGGGAGAAAGAAGAUGAAGGCAUGGAAAAGGAAAAUUUUUCAUCCGGAAUCUUCCUCACAGGUCUCCCAGGACGGCCGCGGCGGCGCCGGUUUCUCCGGGUCGCCUUUGGGUGUUACGGCGGAGAGCGACGGGACUGAUGCGGCGGCGGCGGAGGAGGAGGUCGUUGACGGGGAGCAGCAGGAGGAAGAAGAAGAAUUCGAUGAGUUAUCGAUCCGAGGGGAAGCGUACGAUGAGCGAAACGGAAGACCUAAGCUAGCAGAAGGGUUUUACGAGAUUGAAGCUGUACGGAAGAAGAGAGUCCGAAAGGGCAAAGUUCAGUACUUGAUCAAAUGGCGAGGCUGGCCUGAGACUGCAAACACAUGGGAGCCCGUGGAGAAUUUGUCUUCCUGCUCCGAUUUCAUCGAGGCUUUUGAAGAAAGUUCGCGGUCAAGAUCCACCCGCGGGCGCAAGCGCAAGCAUAAAGUCACCCCGACCCAACCGAAGAAAAAACCGAAACAGCAGCAGCGUACCCCUAGAGUAGCAGAGUGCAGUUCGCAGCCUGUGGUGGUCAGGCUAGUUGAUGAGCCUUUGCCCCUGGCAUCAUCGCGCGAUGAUGUCAUGGAUCAUCAGGCGAACAAUGAAGCUGAGCUGGCAGUGCACGAGGAUGGCGAGGCAGCGGAUUCGUCUGUUCAUGUGAAAACGAGCGAAGAAAAUGACUUGGAUGUAAAGCUCAGUGAACUGAGGGAGAUUCCUUUAGCCAGUGGCGCUCUUGUAAAUAAUAACAAAACUCAGGAUCAAUCGGGUCGGUCCAUCGGAGCUAAGAGGAGGAAGUCGGGGUCUGUCAAGAGAUUCAAGAAAGAGUCUCCCUCCAAUACGUGUGAUGGCGCGGCAGAUGAUACAACCAGGGAACCAAGUGGCAAUGUUAAUGCAGUUCUUGCACCAGAAGGAAUUGAGAACCCAUGGGUGAAAAACGACUGGGCUUACAAGAAUUUUGAAGAUGUAUAUAAUGUUACGCAGAUUGUCAAACCAGUUGGCUAUCAAGCCUUUGUAUCCAAUGGAGUCCAAGAAGUUUCAAUCACCUUUUUGGCCAAGAGGUCUGAUGGGAAAGAGAUAACAGUGGACAGCAAAUUUCUAAAGGCAAACAAUCCACUUCUGCUGAUAAACUUCUACGAGCAACAUCUGCGGUACAAUCCCUCUGAGUGAGUUGAGAUGGAGAGCAUGUGGUGUUGGUGAUACGGCAUGAUUUCCUCUUUUUGCCAAUGUAUAGUAGUGUGUAGUAGUAGUAGACUUUAGUUUUUAGUAACACUUACUUGUGGGGUAGUAGUAAAUAAUAGUUUAGGCUGAAUUGCAUGAGAUAAUCCCACACCUCAUAAUUUGACGCUGCUAUUUUGUAGGAUGCUUCGGCUUCAGCAACUAU